This is a messenger RNA of Trypanosoma grayi, 4752 nucleotides long. RefSeq lists its product as hypothetical. Lineage: Eukaryota; Euglenozoa; Kinetoplastea; Trypanosomatida; Trypanosomatidae. Gene Ontology annotation, molecular function: metal ion binding. The record is from RefSeq and is a predicted model, not a curated record. The coding region runs from base 1 to 4752 and encodes 1583 amino acids. The transcript has a single exon.
AUGAGUGGGCAAUCACCAGUGGUUGGUGAGUCGCAGCAGCAGCAGUCGACGACACCACCGCCCGCGCCUCUCGUGUUCUACGAUGCUGCAGCCGUGCUCUGUGUGCCGGUGACGCCGCAACAGGUCACUGCCUUUAGUCCACGCGAGCGUGGUCAAGCAGCACUCUUGUUGCCGGACGGGAGCGAGUACUACGGUGAAAUGCUGUUGGAUCAGCCGCAUGGCCUCGGUGUGAUGCUGUUCAAAUCCACCUCUCUCCUCUACGGUGGCGGUGACAGAUACGGUGGAAUGUGGAAGCAUGGGCUCUUUCACGGCGAGGGUGUCCUUUUAACGUCGGCCUAUACAUACCAGGGCGGCUGGUUUGAAGGGAAGAUGCACGGGCAUGGGCAGAUUAUGUACAGUCGCCGUGUGACCGACCUCGUGAUGCGCGGCAUCUCUGCCUUGUCGGCGUUUGAGCGGACACACACACCACUCGAGUACACUGGAGAAUUCCACCACACCCAUCACCGGCAUGGGCGUGGCAUGAUGCGGUACGCCAACGGUGACGUGUACAAUGGCGAUUGGGCGUCCAACCGCCGCCACGGCCAGGGUCGGCUUGUCACAGAUGACGGUGAGGUUUAUGAAGGCCAAUGGAGCAAGGACGAGCGACACGGCUAUGGCAAAAUUAAUUAUGUUGACGGUGGUGAGUUUAAAGGCAUGAUGGUGCAUGAUAAGCAGCAUGGUGAGGGAGUCAUGAUGUUUCCCAACGGCGACGAGUACUACGGUACCUUUACAAACAAUCGAAUUCACGGGCAGGGCACGAUGCGCUACAAGAACGGCGACGUGUACGAAGGAAUGUGGAAGCAUGGCCUCCGCAAUGGUGAAGGGAAGUAUACACUGCGCAAAAAAGGUGCAACAGUGGAGGGUUGCUUUGUGAACGGCCUCAUUCAAGGACGGGGCGUUGUGCAGCACCCGGGCGUGUCGACAUUUGUUGGGGAGUUUGACCGUGGCGAGCGGCGGCACGGCACGUUGUUUUGGCACGACACGGCCCCCAGUGACAAGGCCUGCUACCAAGGUGAGUGGCUCGGUGAGACGAUGCACAACCGUGGACUACUGUGGUAUCGCAAUGGCGAUUUUUUCUUUGGGCGGUUUGUGAAGAAUAAGCGGCAUGGGGCUGGAAAUGUGCGCUAUGCUGAUGGUACCGAGUUUAGCGGCAACUUUGUCAACGACCUACGCGAGGGACAGGGUGUUUUGCAAGCAGCAAAUGGAUCUAUUCAGGCGGGUUUGUGGCGUGGUGAUGUCUUUGUGGAGGGGUACGAUGGUGAAUGGGACGGCAUUUCCUUCAACGGCAUUGGUCACCUUCUCCUACGUGAGCCACCAGCAGCCGUCUCUGGGGGAGGCAACACUGGCACCAACAAUAGCAACAGUAACAGUAACGCUACGAAUGCUACAGCAACAGGAAGCAGCCUCGAUGGGGCCACCGCGCUUACCAACACGAAGCCGCUAUUUGAGCACUUUGGUCUCUUCCGUCACGGCGCACGUCACGGUGCUGGCGUCCUUCGGCUUGCAGGACAUGUGUUGAUGGGGAGCUGGGUGCAAGAUGUGUUGGAGUGCGAGACGGGCUCGUGGGAAUUCCCAUCGGGCGAUGUGUACAUGGGUGGGUUUCAGAAGGGCCUUCGCAAUGGGCCCAAUGGAUGCAUCUGGCUCACUGACGGUUCCUACUUUUGUGGGAGCUGGCAACUCGAUGCGCCUGUCGGCAGUGGUACGUUUCACGCGACAGAUCGCAAGAGGCCGAUUUACGCCCCCAAGGAAGAGGCAGCCGAUGCUGCUUCCACCGCUGCCAUUACCAAUACAGCCGAUGAUGAUGAUGAUAAUAGCAGCAAUGAUAAAAACAGCAGUUCGUGGGGAAUGAUGGGUCUCUUGGUCAGCCUUUUCCGCCGUAGGGCAUCACCAGCUGACAAGGAUACGAGACGUAUUGUUGGUUACCGUGAACAUUACGUAUUGAAGGGUGAAUGGGACCUCGCGCCGAUGUCUUACACUUUGUACCAGUCAUUGCUAGCGCGGGAUGGUAGUAGUGGUGUGGUGGGUGCGCCAUUCUCGAGUGGCGGUAACGACGGUGUUGUUAGUAGUAGUAGUAGUGGAGGUGGAGGUGGCGGCACGGGUGGCAGUGGUGGUGUAGCGCUUUGCAAGCCGCCCAUGUCCAUCGCUUUAGGCUUGCAGGAACGAAGUGGUGUUGUUGUCUUCAAGUCUGGUGUGUGUGUACGCACAGAGUGGCUGCACAACUACCCGCGUCUGAUGCUCCCACACCGUCCUGAUGCGCCCUUCCACAAUAAAAUAUACGGUGCGGACCGCAGCAAUAGUGGAAGUGUCGGUAGUGUGGGCGGACAAAAGUCUUGCACUUUUUGUGACAAACCUUUUACAUUUUUUCGCAAGGCAACUUCGUGUGCGCUCUGUGGUCAGAGAAGUUGCAGCUCGUGUCUCAACCCCAUCGAUGUGCGCGGCCACCCACAGAUCGAGGCGCUGCUACGCUUGCGAAUGGAUGACUCGAUGGUGGGUGACGCUGGCGUUGUUGCUGAGAAUGCUGUUGUUGCGGUGCAUGUGCCGGCAUGUGUGGACUGCGCGCGUACCGCACUGCUUGGUGUGGAGUUUAAUGUAAUUUGGAUACCGGCUCGAAGCUCUACUUCGUUGUCGGAGAAAAGUGAAGACACCCUAGAAGCCGCUGAGACAGCGAUGACCACAAGCACAGCCGCGGAGACGUCACUGAUGGAAUCAUCGGAGAGGGAGGCACCGGAGCCGAGCACCGAAAUCCCUGAGUCGAUGGACAUUGUGUACGAGGGCUACACGUGCAAUGGUGUCCCACACAUCUACGGCUCGCUGUGGUGGUGCAAGAAGGGCUACUACCUUGGAGCCUUCCACGAGGGUCACCGCCACGGCAGGGGUGUGCAGAUGAUACCGAAUGGCGAGAAGUAUGUUGGCUACUUCAACAAUGACGCGUGGCACGGCGCGGGGACGUAUUGCGCCGAUGACGGCUCCGUCUACGAGGGCGUGUGGGAACGCGGCAAGCUGUUGUCAGUGCACUACCACGGUGAGGUCGACGGUGAGUACCGGCGUCAUGGCAGGGGACAGUCGUACGAGGCAGAUGGAAGCCGCUACAACGGCGAGUGGCAGCACGGCGAGCGGCACGGUACCGGCAUUCUGCAGAGCGGUAGCGGCGCGGUGUAUAGCGGUGAGUUUGCCUUUGGGCAAGUUGAGGGCGAGGGAAAGUUGCUGCUAAGUGCGAGCGUCUUCUACGGCACAUUCCGCGGCGGCAAGAAGCAUGGCAAAGGGACGGAGCGCUUCGGCGAGUGUGUGGUGGAAGGGGAGUGGCACAAUGACUUGCUGUCAGGGUUCGUGCGCGUGUACGACGGCCUUGCGGAGGCGGUGUACGAGACGACGUACCACAGCGGCAACGAGCGCGAUGACUGCUUCGCGCCGCCGGUGAUGGUGAGCGACGUGCACAGCCAGAGCUGUGCGCAGUGUGGCACCGCUUUCUCACUCUUCCUCCGCAGGCACCACUGUCGGUUGUGCGGCGAGGUGGUGUGCGAUAGCUGCUCGCAGCACCGCGCGGUGAUGCCGCAGCACUUCAAGGUGGACGGCCACCGGCGCGUGUGCGACCGCUGCUACCAGCGCCUGGAACAGCGGCGCAUGCUCGGCAUUCGGCGCUUCAGCAGCGGUGAGGUGUACGCCGGCUGCUGGUCGCAGGGGAAGUGGGUCGCACGCGGACUAUUGCGUCGCGCGGACGGCAGCGUCGUGGUCAUGGACGGUGCAGGCAAGCCGCUGGUGCAAGGGGCGAGCAACAACUCAUUACAAUCCACAGCAGAAACAGCGACACCAAUGGGGGCAGGGACAACAACACUCACGCAGGAUUCGCAACCGCUGGACGCGACGCCCGACGUGGAGGUGCUGCGGCAGUUGCCGGCGUCGACCAGCACAGAGGUGGACGCCUUCACGCUGUGGUGGAGCAUGAUGCUCUCAGUUGUUGGGCUGAGUGUGCCGCUCGAGCUGACGCCCGUGACGCAGUUCGUGUUUCCGCGGCCCCCAGUGAUGAAGCCGCUCAAGUUGUUCUCAGUAGUCGACGGUGACAAUGAUGACACGGCGGCGGUGCGGGCGAGACGGUACAUCCCCGCCAUCCCACCAAGCGCACCGCAGCUCCCAACAGUAGCAGCAGCAGCAACGCGAAGAAAGUAUUCUGUCCCACCGCGACCGUUCAUUGCAGAAGAUGACGUGCUGCGCCGCGUGACGAAUGAGCGGAUGCUGGCGUUCCCUACAUAUCCCCCUCCCUCGGAAAGUGUGGGCGAUGCGGAAAGCAGCACUGGCGGUGGUGCUGGUGCGAACGAUGCUGUCGUCCUGUCGUGCUACCGCCGCACCCCCCUUCUGCCACCCACACCACAGCGGCCGUCGCCAGGGAGUAACGAGCGCGUGGCGUGGGACGAUUGGCAGGCACGUGGAGUGCCGCAGUACAACAACAAUAACAGCAAUAACAAUAACAAGAACGGUGGUGGCAGUACGCCGAAUCUGCAGCGGUGGCCAAGCGAGUGGCAGCAUGUGCCGUUCGCGUGUCCGUUCAUGCCGCCGGUUGUUGCUGAUAUUGAACGUGCGGUGCGUGGCGACGCGGCGUUGUGGCGUCCGCUGCCGUUCUCGGGGCCGCAGGCGUUUACACUCAUCGACACCCACGCCAGUGGUGUCGUGGUGGAGCAGCGCGUGACCGCGGCAAUCCCCGCCAAUGCGCAGCAGUGA